Molecule: messenger RNA, 2427 nt
Organism: Rhinichthys klamathensis goyatoka
Lineage: Eukaryota; Metazoa; Chordata; Actinopteri; Cypriniformes; Leuciscidae
Gene: epn1b
Product: epsin 1b
Exons: 11
Coding region: 233-2074 (613 amino acids)
Biological process (GO): endocytosis
Cellular component (GO): clathrin vesicle coat; plasma membrane; endosome
Molecular function (GO): phospholipid binding; clathrin binding
Source: RefSeq, a predicted model, not a curated record
UUCAGUAGGGAGGCUACGUUCGUUUUUUGACAGGUAGCCGUAAACGGAAGCGGAAAUUUCCGCUUCUGGAAAAGCCUCUCAUCAUCAUCUCUCCUGUCCAUUCUCCCAAAAGGUCCAUAAAGUCUCCAUAGGGAAAGGCUCAUGGACUGAAGUGCCUGUCAGCGAUUGAGAAAUUCAGUCAACAGCCAUUUUUACAUCCUUUACUUAGCAGGUCUAGGACAAAACCGCCAUCAUGACUCACUCAAUGCUGCGACGCCAACUGAAGAACCUUGUUCAGAACUUCUCUGAGGCAGAGGUCAAGGUUCGGGAAGCGACCUCUAAUGACCCCUGGGGGCCAUCGAGCUCCCAGAUGGCCGACAUCUCUGACCUGACCUACAAUGUGGUGGCCUGUAACGAGAUUUUGGCCAUGCUCUGGAAACGCCUCAAUGAUGACAAGAAUUGGAGGCACGUGUACAAGUCUUUAACCCUUCUUGAAUAUCUAUUGAAAACGGGCUCUGACCGCAUCCCUCAGCAGUGUGUGGAGAACAUUCACAUUAUCAAAAUCCUUGUAGAGUACCGCUUCACAGACAAGGAUGGAAAGGACCAGGGGGUGAAUGUGAGAGAAAAGGCUAAGAUAGUGAUGGUGCUGGUUGAGGAUGAGGAAAAGAGGAAAGAGGAGAGGGAAUCUGCUAUGAAGACAAAAGACAAGUUGACAAAGGCUCCCAGUGCAUCCUCCGCUGCAGGACCAGAAAAAGAAAAGCCAGAGAUCCCCCCAUAUACAGGGCUGCCCUCCCUGGACAACAUCCCAUCGGUGGCUGACCUGACCGCUGCCAUGGCCAAGAAGAAGGAGGAGCAGAAACGUCUGGAGGCCGAGAAGAAAGAGGCAGAGAGACGGGCAAAGGAAGGUGACACAGAGCCAGAUCUUUGGGAAAAAGCAUCAACAGCCACACCUCCGUCCAGCUCGGACCCCUGGGGAGCCCCAUCCGACGCUUCCAACGAAUCCGCCCCUGGUACCAACGACCCGUGGGGGGCAUCGUCUGAUGAGGCAAAGGAAUCCAGUUCAGCUUCUAAUCCUUGGGGUGAACCUGCUGAUGGGAAAAACGAAUCUGCACCCACAUCCAAUGAUCCAUGGGGAAGAUCUGCCAGUGCCGAGAAUGGUUCUCCACCUGCUGCCAGCGACCCAUGGGGUGACUCUGCUGGAAUUUUAGAGGAUAAUUCAACAAAUGAUCCAUGGGGGGCUGAAACGGCGAAAGACUCUGAUGCAGCAACCUCAGAUCCAUGGGGAGCACCGGCGGAUAGUGUGCAGGAUUCAGCACCUGCAAACUCUGACCCGUGGGGGGCAUCACCAGUCACGUCUGAUCCAUUUGGUGAUGAUUCAAAAGCAGAUAAUGACCCUUGGGGCACAGCAGCAUCUUCACCCCCCACUGCGAGCGACCCCUGGGGUGCCCCAUCAGCUGCUAUGACAACUGGUGACCCUUUCGGUGAUGGUGGUAGAUCAGAUCCAUGGGGGGGUUCCUCUGAAAACGGUGACACUUCUACAAAACCUGCUGAGGAGACCAAAAAGCCAGCGUCCUUCCUCGGAGAAGGUGCUUCAUUGGUGGACUUGGACUCUCUUAUGUCAGUCAAGCCCAAACCGAAACAGCCCCCUCUCAGCUCCAUCCCCACUCAAAAAGCCCCGGGUGUUUUGCCAGCCACAGGUUUUACCAGGCCAUUGGGCGGCAGCAUAUCAAAUGCAGGCGGUUCUGUUGCACAGCCAUCAAUUCCAAAUUAUUUUGGUUUUAAUGCCAUGACACCCUGUUCCAGUGGCCUCUCCCCCUUAAACUCAGCCUUUGGGGUGCCUGCCGCCCAUAUGGCAUCUCCAACCCAGAAUGCAAGCCUUUCAGCUUUGACGAUGCCCAACAUGGGCUUUCCCAUGGCUAACCCUCACACAGCGGCUAGAAUGGUACAACCCAGCACUGCUGGCCCUCUUAUUGGUGAGUUUUCUUCUAUGUCUCUCACAGGAACCGUUACCCCACAAGCUCCAGUUCUUCAUCGACCUCCAUUGGUUUGGGGCUCUGGAACUGGGGCAGUUGGGAAAGGAAAUAACAUUUUUUGAGGUCUCCACCCAGCAUCCAUUCAUCCCUAGCCUUCUCCUUGCCCCACCACCUUCAUCGAUCCUAGUUGAUUAUGUGUGUGUAUAAGUGUGUGCAAAUAUUUAAAUAGUAAUGAGCAACAAUAUACCGUAAGUUUUCUGUUUUGGGAAAAAAAAGCAUGCAUACCCCUGCCUUUCCAACAUGAUGGACUGACAGAUUGAAGCAGGUGUUUUGUUUAUUCACUUGUUGGGGUUUUUCAGUAUGUUUUAGAAGAUAACUGGCUUAUCUACUGGAAUAUCUGACCUGCCACUGGGCAGAUUUUGGAUACACUACCAUGCAAAAGUUUGGGGCCAGUAAGAUAUUUUUAAGGAAAUUA